Acanthamoeba castellanii str. Neff is the source of this 1788-nucleotide messenger RNA. RefSeq names its product ammonium transporter, putative. The record is from RefSeq and is a predicted model, not a curated record. The transcript has 12 exons. NCBI's taxonomy places the organism in Eukaryota, Discosea, Longamoebia, Acanthamoebidae. Gene Ontology annotation, biological process: ammonium transmembrane transport; ammonium homeostasis. The coding region runs from base 1 to 1788 and encodes 595 amino acids. Gene Ontology annotation, molecular function: ammonium channel activity. Gene Ontology annotation, cellular component: plasma membrane.
AUGACUUCCGACAAGGCACACUUCACCAAGCUCCCGGAGCCCAUCUUCGGUGGUGAUUCCAUCCGCGAUCGCCUCAACGAUGAGUACCUCGACGGGAUUGAGAACUACAUCGAUGAGCUCCACGCCCAUCUGCUGACCAUCCAAAAAGAUGAGACCGAUGCGCGAGGGGAGUUUGCUGAAGACCUCAAGAAGCUCGCCUCGGCCAAACCUGGCAAGAAGAGGACGAAUGAUGAGACUCAGUACCAGCAGAUGUUCCAGUCCCGCAUGAAGAAGAUCAAGAGCCGCAGGAAGCACUUCCGUCAGAUGCUCUUCGACGCCUUCGAUGAACGAAAGAAGCUCAUCGAGAGCAUGGGCCUCCAGAAGCGCGAGGAGGAAGUCCUCCGGCGCAAGUUGCAAAAGCUGGUGGCGUUGGACAACGAGCCGGUGGAGAAGGCCCCCAAUCUGGUGGACCUCUUCUUCUGGGUGUACCUUAUCUUCCAGGUCAUCACCUGCGUCAUCUACUGGGUCGCCUGCGACUACAGCGACGACACCAACUCUCCCCCCAACAUGGGCUACACCCAUAGGUCCGCCAACUGGUACACCAUUUGGGUGCACGUGGCGAUGCUCGUUCUCGCUGGCUUCUCGUUCUUCUACACCUUCAUGCGGAAGUACGCCUACUCGGCCAUCAGCCACACCUUCCUCAUCACCGUCCUCGCCGCCCAGUGGACCAUCCUGCACCUGAUCUUCUGGCAGAAUGUGGAUGACGGCGGCGACUGGGCGAGGGGUGAUCUGACGAUUCUCUCGCUGAUCGACGGUUACUACGGCGCCACGGCGUGCCUGAUCACGUUUGGCUUCCUGCUGGGCAAGGCCAGCCCGCUCCAGCUCGUCUUCCUCACCCUCUUCGAGGUGGGCUUCUACGCGCUCAACAGGUUCGUGGUGCUGAUGGUCCUCGACGCCGUCGACAUCGGUGGCGCUCAGACAGUGCACCUUUUCGGCACCCUGUUUGGUCUCGGUGUCGUGGGCGUGCAGACCCUGAUCGGCCAGCUGCUGCAGGAGGACAAGGAGAGGCUCAAGGAGUUUGAGAAGGACAAGCAAUCGUCGUAUGUGUCCAACAUCUUCACCCUGCUCGGCACCCUGAUCAUGUUCGUCAUGUGGCCCGGAUGGAACGCCGCCUACGCCCCCAACGGCUCUCAGUACCGUGUGGUGGUGAACACCUUCCUGGCGAUCACGUCGUCGUGCAUCAUGGCCUUCCUCACCUCGCGCACCAUCCGCGCCGGCAAGUUCCUCAUGUUCGACAUCCAGCGCGCCACCCUCGCCGGUGGUAUCGCGAUCGGUUCGGCUACGCCCGUGGUGGUGAGCCCCGGUGGCGCCAUGGUGAUCGGUCUGGUGGCCGGUAUCGUCUCUGUGCUGGGCUACGCCUACGUGAACCCGGCCAUCGGCUACUUCAAGAUCCACGACCACGCGGGCGUGCUGAGCCUGCACGGCCUGUCGGGUCUGCUGGCCGGCGUCGCCGGCAUCAUCUCGACCGCCAUCGCCUGCCAGAACGACUACGUGUUCGGCCAGCCCGUCGAGGAGCUCUUCCUCCGCGGCGGCUCGCAGGCCGGCUACCAGGUGCUGUGCCUCAUCAUCUCGAUCGGCAUCGGCCUCGGCGGCGGUAUCGCCACGGGCGUGGUCCUGUUCUUCCUGGACAUGCUGGCCCAGUACGUGCCCCAGGUGGCCGAGCCCGAGAAGAUGCUCUACUCCGACCAGAGGCACUUCCACGUCCCGGCCGACUUUGAGCGCACCAUCGUCCCCAGCAAGGUGAGGUGA